CUCCAUGCUGAACUUCCCUUUGCUCUCCCUCACCGUUGAUGGUGGUUGCCGGAACUCUCGCCGAUGGACGGCACCGACGACGAUCCUUCCCUUUCCGAUAGAGAAGCGGAGGAGGACGAGAACGAGAACGAUGCCGCCGCUGAGGAGGAUCUCCUGUCGCGGUUUUCGCUUCUUGAUGCUCCUAUACUCUUCUUUGUUUGUUUUCACAAGGCUUUGCGCUCUGAACUUCACCAGCUUCGUCGCUUGGCGGAAACGGCGUCGUUACAGGAUUGCCGAGAAACAGUACUUAAGCUUCAGCGGAGAUUCCAGUUUCUGAAACUAGCUCAUAAGUAUCAUUGCGCUGCUGAAGAUGAGGUUAUCUUCUGCGCACUGGAUAUACAUGUGAAAAAUGUGGCAUGUACAUAUUCCCUUGAACAUAACAGCACCAAUGACCUCUUUGAUUCUAUCAUUCGCUUGUUGGAUGAGCUGAUGGGUCCAAAUGAGAAUAUUUCUAAGCUGUUGCAAGAACUUGUCCACUGCAUUGGCAUCUUGCAAACCUCCAUCUACCAGCAUAUGCUGAAAGAAGAAGAACAGGUUUUUCCUCUGUUGAUCCAGAAAUUAUCUACAGAAGUGCAGGCCUCACUUAUAUGGCAAUUCAUAUGUAGUGUACCUAUACUUUUGCUGGAGGAAGUUCUGCCAUGGAUGGUAUCCUUCCUUCCUGCAGACAAACAAGCAGAAGUUACUCAGUGUAUAAAUGAAAUUGCACCAAUGGAAAAAGCACUACAGGAGGUUUUGGUUUCUUGGCUUGGAAGCAAUAAACAAACUUUUAGUCAGACCAAUUUUCAGAGUGAAGAAUUUCAAAGUACUAAUGGAUUUCUACAUAUAGAAAGAUCAGCUGGGAUAAGUUUUUGCGAUAGGAACCCCAAUGAAAAUAUAAGUCAGAUGAAAGUGAAAGGACAAGAAAUAGAAGAUGGGCUUAACCAGGUUAAUGUGCUUCAUCUCUGGCAUAAUGCCAUCAAGAAAGAUUUGAAAGAAAUUCGGGAAGAACUUAAUCUACUAAGAAACUCCAGCUGUUUUCAGACUUUAGACUCAAUACUUGUCCAACUAAAAUUCUUUGCCGAUGUCCUCGUUUUCUACUGCAAUGCUCAGAAGAAAUUCCUUCAUCCUAUACUGAAUAAGCUUGCUUAUGAUCGGUUGUCCAAGUCCAUGGACCAAUUUUUCGGUGAAAGUCACAUUGAAUAUAUGCAUCAGUUGCUAUUUUAUAAUUCAGAAAGUGAGCCUUCAACCAAAUUUGUUGAGAAGCUUUGCGGAAAACUUGAAUCAUUUGUAUCAGGAGUCAACAGACAAUUUGCUUUUCAAGAAAUUGAGGUAUUUCCUGUCAUUGGAGAGAAGGGCAGAAAUGGAAUGCAAUCGAGGCUUCUAAGUUUGAGCCUGCAUAUGAUGCCACUUGGGCUGCUAAAAUGUGUCAUAACUUGGUUUUCAGUUCACUUGUCUGAGAAAGAAUCCAGGUCCAUUCUCUAUUGCAUAAAGAAAGGAAAUAAUUCCGUCUGUAAAGCUUUUGCACCACUGUUACACGAGUGGUUCCACAUUGGUUAUUCAGGUAAAACCUCUAUUGAAAAAUUUCGACAAGACUUGCAGCAAAUGUUCAAAAGUAGACACUCUUUUUUACCUGAGCAAAUGAAUGAAGCUUGUGGGUUUUCUUUCUUAAAUUCUGAUAAGCAGCCUCAUGAUACCUCUGGCAAGAGUUGUUUACCCAACUCCUCAUCUUCUGAAUCCAACAAUGUGAGCAAGUAUGAGACACCAUACUCCACAGGAAUUAAUCUGCAUAUAUUUUUCUCUGCCACUGCUGUGAAGUUAUAUCAGUAUCCUAGAUUCCAUGCAGAAGAUUGCUCUUCUACUUCCUUUCUUGAUGAUCCAAAACCAAUUGACCUUAUAUUUUUAUUUCACAAGGCUAUGAAGAAAGAUUUGGAUUACCUAGUUCUUGGCUCUGCUCAGUUAGAAGACAAUGAUGAGUUGCUGAUGGAUUUCCACAAACGGUACCACCUCAUAUGUUUUCUUCAUCAAAUCCAUAGUGAUGCAGAGGAUGAGAUAGUUUUCCCAGCUUUGGAGGCAACGGGUAAACUCAAAAACAUUAGCCAUGCCUACACCUUUGAUCACAAACACGAAGUUGAGCACUUCAAUAAAAUAUCUCGCAUCCUUGAUGAGAUGUCUGAAUUACACCUUUCGGUUUCUACUAUUGAUUCAAAGAUUAGACAGAAGAGAAUGCUGAGGAAUCAUCAUUUAUGCAGGAAGCUACAAGAAAGGUGCAAAUCAAUGCAUAAGUUACUUUCUGAUCAUAUAAACCGUGAGGAAAUAGAAAUUUGGUCUAUAAUCAGAAAAUUCUUCUCAAAUCAAGAGCAAGGGAAGAUCAUAGGAUGCAUGCUUGGAAGAAUAAGUGCAGAAAUAUUAAAAGAUAUGAUACCUUGGCUAAUGGCAUCUUUAACACAGGAAGAACAACAUGUUUUAAUGUUCUUAUGGACCAUGGCUACUAAAAAUACAAUGUUUGAUGAAUGGUUAGGUGAAUGGUGGCAUGGGUACAGUAUAGCUAAGGUAAAAGAGGGAUCAAAUGAUGCCCCUCUACAGACUGUUGAGCCCCUGGAGAUUAUAUCAAAAUAUUUAUCUGAAGAGGUUCUAGAUGAAUUAAAGGAGGGAUCCUCUGCCAGCAGAAGCAUAAAUUUUUUGCAGAUGGAUCAUGUUGGUGAUAAUGUUGAGCUGUCCAACCACAAUUUUGAUGAUGACAAUAAGGUUCAUUGUGCAGAACAUAAUAAUGAUCAAUGUUCAAAAUGCACAAAUCAAUUUCAUGAUAAUGACAAACAUGCCCGCAACGAAGUGACAGGUAUCACAAAUCCAAUAUGCAAAGAAGUUGAGUCUUUUCAAUUAGGUGACAAGUCUGGGCAUUAUGACCGACUUCUGAAAUUGAGUCAACAUGAGCUGGAAGUGGUGAUAAGAAGGGUAUCUAGUGACUCUUGCCUAGAUCCUCAGAAAAAGCCAUACAUAAUACAGACAUUACAAAUGAGCCGUUGGAUUAUUAGCCAACAGAUCUCUUCUACAGAAUUCUAUAUCAAAAGCGAGGGACAGGAAUUUCCUGGGAAGCAUCCAUCUUACAGGGACCCUCUCAAACUAAUCCAUGGUUGCAAACACUACAAGAGAAACUGUAAGCUUUUAGCUCCCUGCUGCAACCAACUUCAUACUUGCAUACAUUGCCAUAAUGAGGUAUCAGAUCAUUCAAUCGACAGAAAAUCUAUUACAAAGAUGAUGUGUAUGAAGUGCUUGAUGAUUCAACCAAUUAGUGCUACAUGCUCAACAGUUUCUUGUGGUAAUUUGUCCAUGGCGAAAUAUUACUGCAGGAUAUGCAAAUUGUUUGAUGAUGAAAGGCAAAUUUACCACUGUCCCUAUUGCAACCUGUGCCGAGUUGGAAAGGGUUUGGGUGUAGAAUACUUUCACUGUAUGAAUUGCAAUGCUUGCAUGGGUCGUACUCUUAUGAUUCAUACAUGCAGGGAGAAAUCUUUAGAGGAUAACUGUCCAAUUUGUCAUGAAUAUAUCUUCACAUCCUGCUCUCCAGUAAAAGCCCUCCCAUGUGGUCAUGUGAUGCACUCAACAUGUUUUCAGGAAUAUACCUGCUUCAACUAUACCUGCCCAAUAUGUAGCAAGUCACUUGGAAACAUGCAGGUAUAUUUUGAGAUGUUAGAUGCAUUAGUGGCUGAAGAGAAAAUUUCUGAUGAGCUUUCUGGUCAAACUCAGGUUAUAUUAUGUAAUGACUGUGAAAAGAAAGGAGCAGCCGUCUUUCACUGGCUUUACCACAAAUGCCCUUCUUGUGGUUCGUAUAACACCAGAGUUCUUUGAUUCUUCCAUUGAGCGGAGAUAUUUGCUUCUCCCUAGCUUCUUUGUAUUUUGACAUUAGAUUGUAUCCUAUUAUUUAAUGUUUAAUGUUUAAUGUUUAUCUCGGUGGCUUAUGCCAAAAUAAUCAUUUUAAUGUAAAAUGAUUACAUUGAUGCCUAUGGCAUUUAAUUGAUUUUAAUUCUUCUCUUGUUGUGAGAGUUACCAUAGCUGAAAACCAAGCAAUAUUAUUCAGGACAACUUCCUAUUUGUACA
Messenger RNA from Lotus japonicus, 4110 nucleotides. Its product is annotated as zinc finger protein BRUTUS-like At1g74770. Gene Ontology annotation, cellular component: nucleus. Gene Ontology annotation, biological process: protein ubiquitination; ubiquitin-dependent protein catabolic process. The record is from RefSeq and is a predicted model, not a curated record. Gene Ontology annotation, molecular function: ubiquitin protein ligase activity; zinc ion binding. The coding region runs from base 64 to 3861 and encodes 1265 amino acids. Lineage: Eukaryota; Viridiplantae; Streptophyta; Magnoliopsida; Fabales; Fabaceae. The transcript is spliced from 12 exons.